AUGGUCUCUUGUGCCGAUAUCUUGGCCAUUGCUGCUCGGGAUGCUGUUGAAAUCCUUAGCAACUAUAAGCUUCAUUACAAUGUGGAAAUUGGACGAUUCGACUCCAAAACUGCAAACAGAACUGCAGCAAACAAUUUAAUUCCUCGUCCAACUUGGAGUAUCAGUGCUCUUAUCACAAACUUCAAAAAUCAUGGCCUUAACGAAACGGACCUUGUUCUUCUCUCAGGUGCUCACACGAUCGGGCUAGCAAGAUGCACGAGCUUCAAGAGUCGGUUAUACAGUGAGACCAAUAGCCUCGACAAAAAGUUUGCCAAAAAACUACGUGAAAUCUGCUCGCCAGAUGAUAGUAAAACCGGAAACAACACGGCCAGUUUGGAUUACCAAACGCCACACUUUUUUGACAAUAGUUAUUACCAAAACAUCAUCAAUAAUAAGGAUGUCCUCGCGUAUGAUACCUAA
Striga hermonthica is the source of this 459-nucleotide messenger RNA. NCBI's taxonomy places the organism in Eukaryota, Viridiplantae, Streptophyta, Magnoliopsida, Lamiales, Orobanchaceae. The record is from the annotation of a GenBank genome assembly.